Molecule: messenger RNA, 1164 nt
Organism: Corticium candelabrum
Lineage: Eukaryota; Metazoa; Porifera; Homoscleromorpha; Homosclerophorida; Plakinidae
Exons: 2
Coding region: 46-1074 (342 amino acids)
Source: RefSeq, a predicted model, not a curated record
CCCACUCUCCGAGCUAGAUCCAUAUUCUGGCCUAGUGACGGUGAAAUGCGUUCUAACGCUGCUGUUUCGUUUCUGUUGAAGCUCGUCACUCUUUUCAGCACAGUCCAAUAUCUACCUGUAGCUCAAAGAGAACUAGAAAUCAAUAAUAUCGAUGUAGGAUCCGGAACGCCGGACCUCAUCAAGAUCGAUUGUCCCAAUGAUCUGCAGCCAACAACUCAGCCUGUUUGCAUCGAGAAACUCUACGCUGCAGCCAUGACGUCGCCCAAGAUGUGGGCAGGAUCACACGACCAGCACCGUUUUGCCUUCAGCUACAAGACCGACGGUCCCUAUCUCAAUACAACAGAGUGGCUGCUGCCGUCAAGCAAAGGUCCCUACAAUCUUAUUGCGCAGAAGGGAAAUAUAUGGGAGCUAAACGUUAGGCAAGAAAGUGAAACCCUUUGUAUCGAUCGAUGCGAUGUGAAAAACGUGUCCUACCGUGAAAACUCAAACGACGGCUGGCAUAUUGAUACAGCGUUCACUGUUGCUGCAUUCAGCGACGCUCGCUACCGUCUCCUCAGUGCAGACGUCAACGUGAGACAAUGGGUGGAUGGAGAUCGAGACGAACGGUCCAAGCAGUUUGAUCUCAACGGUGAUGCUGUCGAAACCUGUGAAAGCGCUGCAAGCCAGUGUGUUGACAAACUCUAUGUUUUGUCUGUUAUUUCUGGAAAACAGCCAUUUGGCUUGAACAGGGUGAAAGGGCUCAAACUCAGAGUGUCCGAUGGUACAAGCAAUAUGACAGUAACGCUUCCCAAGCGUCACGGAGACCUCAAUGAUGAAGGUAUCAGAGCUGAGAUGUGGGAAGUCGAGUCCAAAUCACUGUCGUCUGAAUCUCAGUGCAUUAAAUUUAAUAGCGUCAAAGAGAUUGCCUUCACAACGACCGCGAGACACCGCGACUACCAAGUACAGUCGGUAUUCGUGGUCGCUCGGUUAAAUUCGGGCAAGUUUUCUUUGAUGGCUGCUUUUGUCGAUCCCAUUUCGUGUAAAGAAGUGAAUCGCUUCAACGAACUGAAGUUUGGUGUCUACAAUAACUGUUAGAGCGCCAAUAGGUAGUGUUUUUGAAGUCUGUAGGGAAUUGUGUCUGUGUCUGUGUAUGAAAAAAUGUCAAACAAACUUACAUUUAUCAGA